Molecule: messenger RNA, 2047 nt
Organism: Myxocyprinus asiaticus (Chinese sucker)
Lineage: Eukaryota; Metazoa; Chordata; Actinopteri; Cypriniformes; Catostomidae
Product: N-acetylneuraminate lyase-like
Exons: 12
Coding region: 92-1021 (309 amino acids)
Biological process (GO): N-acetylneuraminate catabolic process
Molecular function (GO): 4-hydroxy-tetrahydrodipicolinate synthase activity; N-acetylneuraminate lyase activity
Source: RefSeq, a predicted model, not a curated record
GUCACGCACAAACAAGUAUACUACAGUGAUCGGGUUUAGUAGUGAUAACUGUCAGAGCAUUGGAGAAGGCUGCUCAGGAGACAGAAAAGAGAUGUCUCGUGAGGUGAAAAAGCUCACUGGGCUCGUGGCAGCUACUUUCACACCACUCACUACAGAAGGGGAGAUUAAUCUCUCUGUGAUCGAGCCAUACAUUGAUUACCUUAUAGAGAAACAGGGUGUCAAGAGUGUGUUUGUGAAUGGCACAACGGGCGAGGGCUGUUCACUCACUGUGGAAGAAAGAAAGCAGCUUGCUUCGGAAUGGUGCUUACAGGGCAAGGGCAAGCUUGAACAGGUGAUAGUUCAUGUUGGAUGCAUGUGUAUAAAAGAUUCUCAAGAACUGGCUCGGCAUGCUGCCAGUAUAGAGGCCCAUGGCAUAGCAGUAAUCUCUCCUUCUUAUUUCAAACCCACUAAUGCAGAUGCGUUGAAAAUGUUUCUAAAGGAAGUGGCUGCCUGUGCUCCAGAUCUUCCAUUUUAUUAUUAUCAUAUUCCAGGCAUGACUGGUGUUUCCUUGAAAGCAGGUGAUGUGCUAAAAGGGAUUGAGCUGAUGAUCCCCUCAUUUCAGGGAGUGAAAUACAGUGGGACUGACCUCAGGGAUCUCGGACAGUGUGUCUGUUACAGCCAGUCCCAAAACUGGUCUGUCCUGUAUGGAGUAGAUGAACAACUCUUGGGAGCUUUGGCACUGGGUGUUCAUGGAGCAGUAGGAAGCACAUAUAACUACCUCGGACGCAUAGUGAAGCAAAUGAUCUCUGCUUUCGAUAAGGGAGAUGCCAUACAGGCCAGAGACCUACAGUUUAAAUUUAUGGAUGUCAUCACAUUUGCUAUGAACCUGGGUUUUGAUGUGGCCAUGAAUAAGCAGGUGAUGAGUGAAGUGUCAGGGUUAGCACUGGGUCCUCCUCGACUCCCACUGCUGUCCUGCCCUGUCUCAAAGGCCCAGUCUUUAGCACAGGAAAUCAAGUACCUCUCUGAGGGACACUCAGAUUAGAUGACACAUUUUAUUGAACCUACUCUACUUGUACCACAAUAUUUUGAACAUUCCUCAGUGUUACUGACCUGACAGUUGUAGCAUAUAUCUUUACUUUAUGUUGAUGUAUUGCAUUUUUAUACUUCGAUGCUUUACUUUAUACUAGUUCUUGCUUUUUUUAAUAACCACAUACUGUAAACAAACAUGCAUAAUGUCUUUAAAAUGUUCUUUCUUUAUAUGGCUAUUGGCUAGUUUAAAAGUGCACUCAGUAACUUUUUUACUUGUGUCAUCUUGGACGUACACUGACACGUAGUGGCAUGGAUGCAGCGUCAUUCAAAAUGAAUAGUUCUCAGUUUCAGAUGCCGUUGUAGAAAUGUACUAUUCACAGUCAGCCAUGAUUAUUUUAAUCCAUUUAGUCCUCUCCAUGUAGAAUAAAACAGCUUUUGUAAGGUUACUGAUAUGACUGGAGUCUUCAUAUCACAUAUGUUUUAAAAUUACAAUUAAUUUCUUUAGGAGUUAAACUUUUUAACGAGGAAAAAUUUACAGAGUGCACCUUUAAAACUGUAUAAAAUUGUUUUUGUGGUUUUAUAAUGGUUAACAAUCAAGGCUGCUGAAACAAUAGUUGCAGGUUCAGUGAGUCCCAGGUCUGGGCUGCUCUUGUGUCACCAAUAGUGCCCUUAGCAACUUAAAAAAGAAAAAACACUUUCCUUGCAACAAAUGACAUUCCUUGCACAAGUGUACUGUAAGACAGUCUUUGCAGAAGUGAACUGUAAGUAAUUUUGGAUGAAAAUCAUCUGCUCUAUGAUCAAAUCAAAGUAAUAGUCAUCUGUGCUGUUUUUCUGUUGCACAGAUUUUCUUAAUAUACUACAAACUGAAUAAUAACUUAGCAAGCUAUUCUCAAUUGUGAUUGCUGUUGGUGUCCAUGGAUAUUGUACAAUACUAAAAAUUUGACUAGAGAUUUCACACGAACCACUAAAUGAACAUUUUCAGUGUUUUAUUUCAUUUCAGUAUUGUUUUUUUUUUUUUUUUAGAAUACCUCUUAAGAAA